Molecule: messenger RNA, 1674 nt
Organism: Raphanus sativus (radish)
Lineage: Eukaryota; Viridiplantae; Streptophyta; Magnoliopsida; Brassicales; Brassicaceae
Exons: 3
Coding region: 130-903 (257 amino acids)
Source: RefSeq, a predicted model, not a curated record
CUACGCGUUUCAUUCUUCACCAAACACUCCAACUCUAUAGCUCUCAGUUUAUAUACAAUCUGCAAAUAACCACUACCGAAAGAGAAAGAAAAAGAAAAAGGUUGAUAAGGUUCCACCAUAGAAAGAAAGAUGGAGAUAGUUACACCUAAAGCCUCAGACUCAAAGAAGAUAGCAACAAAAGCUGAGGAUGAGAAGAAGACAAAGAAAGAUGAUGUGAUGACCAGUAAUGGUCGAAAGUUCACUAUUAUUAAAGGGCAUCUCAAAAUCAUUGAGGGUUUAAGACAAGGUAAGAUUAAAGACGAUCAACCUCCUAAGAGCCCGAGAUCUUCAUCAUCAUCAUCAUAUGUGAUGGAGAUCAAGAUGGGAAAUUACAAAAACUCGAUUCAAAGAUCAGAAAAUACUAAAAGGAUGGAAACUCAACACAAGGGUAAGAAGGUGAUGAACGUGAAACAAAACACAGAAGAGAGCAACGUUCAAAAGAUGAAGAAAGUAUGGGAUUGCGAAAGCACACUUUAUGACUCGUUCGAGCUCAACUCCUUCAAUCGUCAACUCGACAACGCAAUAUCUUCUUCCGCUAGAUCCAUGUCAAUGCCUCACCUUCCUCCUCCACCGUCAGAAACCACGUCUUCGCCUUCGACAAAGAAGCAGCCAUCAAACAAGAUCUCACGCUCUUUAAAGAAACUCGUAAAGUCAAUCUUCAGACAGAAACAGUCAAACACUCCCUUUAAGGCAUGUCACGGCGUAGAUAUGGACAAAUACUACGUCGUUUUUGACAACACAGGAUCCCUCACGACGAUUCCCGAGUCAAGAGAGUCAUUAGAACUGGGUCGCUCAGAGAUCAACUCGCUUGAUAGAAAAACCGUGUCAGAGCGAUUCCCACCGAGUCGACUCGCUGUGUGUUAGCAUAGGAAUAUGGAAAGUUGGUUUAGCUCCUGACCUUGAAGGAAGGCUUCAUGUAAAGAAGGCCCCCUCGCUUUCUGGUCAUCAAGGCGAGGUAUCCAAUUCCAAUUUUUUUUUUUACUUUUCAUCUCUCUUUUCGGUGUUUGUUGGAUUUGAUGAGUAUGAAACUUUAAGGUCUAACUUUUUAUCUUCAACCCUACCUUUUUAUUUAUUUCAUUUGUGUAAAACUCAACUUAAUUACACGGUAUUGAUGUCUCCUGGUCAGUUUGGCAGAUGGAAUGGAACAUGAGUGGCCUGACUUUAUCCUAGCACCGGAAGCGAUGGGGUGGCCACAUACUCAUUUUGAGUUUAGUUCUAUGAUUCAUACUCCCUCUAAACAGUUUGAUGUUUUGGCUCGAUGCCUAAGAUCCACACUUUUACAAAAACAGAAUCAUUAAAAAUAUAAAUAAAAUAUAAUUCAAUCAAUUAUCAAAAGAACUAUGAAAACAUCAUUAGUUAUACAAUCUUUAAUAAAAUAAAAACUAAUAUAAAAAUAUCAAAACAUCAUGUAUUUUGAAACAUCAAAAAAUCUUCAAAAUAUCAUCUAUUUUGGAACGGAAUGAAUAUCUUUCAAAGAUAUCUUUGUAAUCUGUAGACUGUCACUGUACACUGUAGCUAAUCACACCUUACAAUAGUUUGAUUUUAUUUUGGUUUGAGGCAUUUAGGCUAAGAUAGACGAUUGAACCAACUCUAACCUGGAUUAGUCAUGGUGAAUUUGGUCAGAACACCUAGUAC